Messenger RNA from Clonostachys byssicola, 1020 nucleotides. The record is from the annotation of a GenBank genome assembly. Lineage: Eukaryota; Fungi; Ascomycota; Sordariomycetes; Hypocreales; Bionectriaceae.
AUGCCUCCAUCGCACCCAGACCAAAUCAGCUUGGAUUAUGUUCCUCUCCUCGCUUGCUCCGUCGUCUUCACCUUUCUCUCCUUCAUCGUUGUCGUCCUGCGGUUUCUUCAACGCAUCAAGAUAAGGAGUCAUUGGUACGAUGACUGGACUGCGUUUGCUUCGCUCAUCUUCUCCAUUGGCAUGAUGACAACCACUAUACUCGGAGGUACUCAGGCCCAUGCUGGUUACGCUGCCGUCACAUACUCCGCCUUGCAGCUGGGCAGGUUUUCAAGGAUCUUGCUGGCCUACAACGUCCUCUACAACUGGAGUCUCAUGGCCUCGAAGCUAUCCAUCCUGUUCUUCUUUUACCGAAUGCUCGUGGUCGACACUAAGCUGCAACGGCUUUUGCAAUGCGUCGGUGGAGCAAUCGUAGCCUCCUGCAUUGCCGUCACCUUAGCCCUGAUUCUCUCAAACAACCCCAUCCAGGGAACGACGAUAAACAGCAGCAUAUUUUGGAUCUCUACGGCCGCUCUUAACCUCGUCUUUGACAUUGCUGUUCUGAUGGCCCCCCAGGCCAAUAUUUGGAGAAAGCACAUGCCCAUCCACCGGAAGAGCGCAAUUGGUCUCCUCACCCUGCUUGGUUUUUCUGUUUGCGUAUUCGCCGCCGUGCGUCUGGCGUACGUCUCCCGUGCCAACCUAGACAACAUGACCUUCGAAAUCAUCAAGAUUGGGAUCUGGAGCUGUCUCGAAGCAAACUUGUCCAUCAUCUGCGCAUGCCUUCCCUCGGUCUAUUCCCUGUUCAGGGGCCCGAGAAUCAGGGGUCCUUCUUCUCAAGCAAACAUGUACCGUCGUCACGAGCCCGUGCCGUCCUCUGAUAAGAUGUAUCAUGAGCUCGGCUCCGGCGCACACCUCUCGUACCCGGGGAGUUACCAUGUUAGAGUGCAGUCACCUAGUGUGGGCAGCAGAGACGAUCUGACCCCCCUGGGGCCGAUCCGGGUAGAGAGAAGCUAUGGCUUCAGCGUGGCAGAUGCACACCCUUGA